UUUGGAAAGAAAAAGGAGGAGAAGAAGGAGGCAAAGGCGGCUUUGCAGCGACAGAAAUCAGACAUUCUGAGCGACCUGGAGCUGGAGAGGUUGAAAGAAGAGAGAGAGAGGAUUGAAGCAGGGCAUCCUGAGCUGCGUGAACAAUUGUCUAGAGAGCAGCCGGGUGGCGGAGGCACAGGAUAUCCACAUUUCGAGGAUGAUGAUGCAGACCCAAACUAUGCCAGAAUACAGUCCUUCAGGGACAGAGAGAUGGGUUCAGGGCCGCCGCCGCCGCUGCCUCAGUCGCCCGUCUACAGUGCAGUUCAGCACGCUCACGCACGCACACCUUCACCACAGGGCCCCCCCAGCUUCCCAGCACAUGGGAAGCAUGCUAACGAAGCUGGAGUUCUCCCAGACGAUGACCCCCUUGAUAGGCUGUAUGCCAAAGUUAACAAACCGAGAGGUUCUGGAGCUGCGUCACCGCUUAGCCCUUCGCCAGCUCCCCCACAUGUAGGGGACAGCAGCAUGGACCGCAUCCAGCUGCUAAGAAGAGAGUAUCAGCAAGCGAGGCGAGAAGGCAUGGUGCCACCAUAUGAAGAACUUGACCCCAGACACAGAGGACAUGACAGCGACCCACACAGGAUACCAGGAAGAGGGACAGAUCCACGUCUGACACCAAGAUAUGAAGAGGUGGAACGUCAGUAUGCAUCCUUACCAAGACGAGGGCCGAUGGAUCCCGCUGACUACCCAAUGCAGCCAUGGUCGGGUCAUUACCCAGGACCUCCCCCAGCACAGCAGGGGUACCACGCUAACCAGUCGCCAACUUAUGCCAACAUCAACUCCCAGUCUGGUCCAUCAUUCUCCAGCUUCCAGCCUGGGCCGCCUUACCAACAGCAGAGAGACCCUCGAGGGAUUGAACCUGGUUUCUACCCUCACCCUAGCUCCCAGCAGAGAGGACCCCUGCGGCAGGACGUGCCUCCAUCUCCUACCCCUCCACUGCGGGCGCCACGGUACGACUCUAUGGCGCGUGGAACUGUGGGUGGAGGUUACAGGCACCAAAUGGAUCAAAGCACCGACCAGUAUGGCUAUACUGGUAAUAUAGGAGGACAGCAGCAUCAAACCAGUUCCAGAUAGAGGAUUCCUGUCACCACAACGUCCUCCAUCUGAAACAUGCAGACUUCACCAAACAUGUUGCAGCUUUUUCUACUAUUAAUGCUGAAUGAAUCAAACAAGCAGCGUCAUUCUGUCUGUGUGAAGGACAAAGAUACCUGUUUGACUUUUAACAGUUUUCUGAAUCACUCUAACAAUGAUGUUUUUUUUCUUUUUUUGUUUUGUUUUUUUGUGAAAUUACAUUUUAAUCCUUUUUCCACCAAUUUGAUUCAGUUGUUUAAGGCUGUGAGUUAGUCAAAGGCACAAAGAUAAGAAAAGACUUGUGCAGUCUUUCACACAUUUUGGUCCCAGAUGGUUUCAGGGCUUCUUAAAGUGACUCUAAAGGUUGGCGAUGAAAACAAAAACAGGUCAACAAAUGUUAUCUGCAUUACAGGACCACUAACAGAGAGAGAUCCUCCUCUGUGUUAAGAGAUUUGAGCAUAAAACCACUUACGUUCUUUCCAAUGUGACUGGAAGAAUUUUAUUAACUGUGAGUAGGAUGCAGAUUAUGGAAUAUAGGCGAUACAGUCGUGGCAAAAACUAAGUAAAUCCAUCAUUUGUAGAAUCUCAGUAGUUAUAUUUUGUCUGACCUUAUCUGCCUCUGUGAGACGUUCUGGCCCAGUUUUCUCUACAACAUGCCCUCGGUACAUUGAGUUUUACUGGUAUUUAUUCAAGCUCAUCUUUGAAGGUCCCAACAGAGCAUUUUAAUUCAGUUGCGGUCGGGAAGCCCAUAUCAUCACACCUCCAAUGCCGUGUUGGACAGUCAUUUGUCCUGUUACAGAUCAUAAGAUUAGACUUUGGAGCUUUUAUUGCUAUUUCUAUGAGCAUUUAAGGAAGUAAUUAAAGGAGGACUAGCAGCUUCCCUUAAUGUUUACCAGUAGUAAAUAUUUCCUCUAACUGUAGAAAUAUGGACUUUAUUUUUAAACAAAUAGCUCUUCCUAGAUUGAUUCAGAAAAAGCAAGAAACAUUCAGCAGGUAAAUAUGAUUAUCACCACUGUGCUGUUUCCCUCUAAUUCCUUUGGAGGUUUACUUAUUGUUUCUCAUGAAUGUAUUCAAGAUUUCUAUUGAGGCUGGAGUAUUUUUUAAACUCUUGUGUGUUUGGGUGCUCUUAGAUGAGUGAUUUGCUUUGUUGACCAGUGAGUUAUUUCCUUAAACUCAGCUUUUUCUUACCGUACUCUCUUAGAUAUUUUUUUUCUGAGUCCUGAAGUUACAUCACAGUAAAGUAAUGAUAGGCCUUUAAUAACAUUGCACUUUCAUCUUUAGCAAUAAUAUUUCUGUCAGUCAAGAUGAGUUUAAUUACAUUCCUAGCACAGAAUUAGAUAAGAUCCAAAUGGGAAACGUGAUGGCUCCGGCUCCGCAUUAGGUUUUGUAAUAUUUUUAUAUCAGAUAAAAUAGUAAUAAUUGGCUAAAUCUAAAGUUUGACAUUUGAAUCAAACUCAGAUCACAUUAGAUAUUCUGGACUUAAACUUUAUUUAAAAUGACUCCUACUGGAGUCUAUGAUGAACUCUGGUAUUAACUGUCAGUAUCUCUGGUCCUGUAUUUACAGUCUGGUGCUAAAACUGCUUUUCAUUUCAUUUUAUACCAGCCUGUGGUCGUCUGUGUUCUGCAGGAGCCGCUGCAUUAAGAUCCAGCAUCCAUGUCUGUAGGAGGGAAUGUUUUACAGAGCAGAUUUUUACUGCAGACAUGUUUCUGAUCUGAUUGUGUCGCCAUCAGUGUACUUCUUAUAGCAUAGAUGGAGUCAGUCUCUUAGUUAAACCAAACUGUUGAUUUACUCGGUUAAGUCAAAUAGUUUUGCUUCACACUACUGGAACUCAGCAGUAUUAACUUCAAUAGAUACUAACUGUUUGUUAUGUGUUAAAGAAUCCCCUACAGGGACUGAGAUACGGAUCUCAUUCGAAUGUUCAGAGAAAUUUACUAUGAAUAAUUAAAAAGAAUGUUUCUUACAUUAUUAGAUUUAUAUUUUUUUAUACAUUUAUGUAGGGUCUGUAGGAUUUAGAAUGAAUAAAAAUGAAAGACGAAUGAAGGUUGGCAGAAAGUAAGUAGGAAAAGGAAGGUUUAGAGAUAUUGGUGGGAUAAAAAAUGAAGGAGUAAAAA
This is a messenger RNA of Cyprinodon variegatus (sheepshead minnow), 3222 nucleotides long. RefSeq names its product partitioning defective 3 homolog B-like. The coding region runs from base 250 to 1113 and encodes 287 amino acids. NCBI's taxonomy places the organism in Eukaryota, Metazoa, Chordata, Actinopteri, Cyprinodontiformes, Cyprinodontidae. The transcript has 7 exons. The record is from RefSeq and is a predicted model, not a curated record.